GUUUUUGAACGAUGUACGUUUUGGAAGGCACCCGGAUGUAAUACAGGACGGCUAACUAGAGCUUGGACAGCUAAAAUGGCAGCCGAGGGGCAGGCCCUCUUGGCUGUCCUAGAAACGGAAACCAAGGUUGGAGAACUAAAGGAAGCACUCUCAGGCAUACAAUUAUUCCUGGAACCGUUGCUGGUGCUGGGCAGUGCAAGCCAGCCAAAUGCCGAAGCGUUGCGGCCAGUCGCACGCACCACAGGUCCUCUUGUGACACGUCUUGUGAAAUGUAUGGGCAACCGGUUAGUUCCUGCCCUGCGGCAAAGCCCAGAGCAGCUACGCAUUCUCAGCGAAGCUGCUUGCUUGGGCCUGGACGCGCUGGACUGCUUGCAUCCCGUGAUCAAGGCGUCUCGGCACGAGUUGGAUGUGCAACGAUACAACUUUGUUCGGAAGUUAGCUGCGCUGGGACUCCAUGACCUCGCCAUGGAACAGGGCAAAGUGCUGCACACUUCCGCAGCCUCUGGCCCUGGUAGCGUGGCUGGUCCGGGCGACCUGCACAUUGCCGCUGUGGCCAACCUCUUGGUGUGCUAUUGCGAGCUGGUGCAUUUGGACCCUACCCAGGCUUUGGCCCUGUGGAAAGACGUGUAUGGACCUGUAGAUGGUCUGCUUAGACACGCAAGGGAUGCGGGUGACCCCUCCGAGGCGGCAAAGCGGCUGGAGCCAGUGCUGAAGUGUCUGUGCCGGGUGCUUGAAAAGCUACAGAGCAGCGACGCAAUCUGCAGCCUAGGGCCCAGUGGCAUUGCGCAGCAACUGACCGCUCUCCUGUCAUGUGCCGCCCUUUGCCGCCAAGAGCAUGUCGUGCAGCAGAUGCUGCUAGACGAUGCAGCCGCCGCCGCUACUGCUGUUCAAGUUGGGAUGGCAGAGGCCAUACUUGCGGAGCUGACCCUAUCAGGUUCGCUGCCUCAGGCACUAAGCUCCUUGCUGCACCAGCUGGCCCUUGGCCUUCUACAGAAGCGUGCUGCCAUGCCGGUGCCUUCGAACGAGGGGUCCGUUCCGAGCCAUCCCCUAGCAGCUGCAGUUCAGGUCGCACUCCAGCUGCCAAAGUGUGUGCUCUCUCAGCAGGCCCCAGAGCAGCUUCCCACGCUACUCGCCAUGGUCUCUGGCGUGGAUAAGGCCCUCGGCUCCAUUACGGGCGAUGUGGGACAACGUUGGCUGCGGUGGACCUGCUUGGAUGUCCUGAGGGUGUCGGUGGCGAGCGUCCUGACCCAGGUUGUCAGCACGCCGCAAUCAACAGGCGGACAGUUGCCGACGAUCGCGCUCUGCAUGGAGCGGCUUUCCCAGGACAGCACGGACCUCCUCACCCAACGUUACGGAUCGGCUGCCGUGGUGGGCCCCAGCGGCUGUUCUGCAUCUGCCAUCGCAGUUCGCCUGCUGACAGUGCAACGCACCUUCACGGGACAGCUGGCUUUGCUGCAAGACGAUGUGGCACGGAACCUCAGCACUCUCCGGCAGCUCAUGCAGCUCACAGAGACCCGGUCCCUGGAGGACGGCGUGGAGGGGCUGGGCGUGGCUUCCUUGCAAACCCUUUCGGCACUGCUUGGAAACGCAGGCUUGGACCUCCUCCAAGCACAACAUGCCCGACCGGCCGUUGAGCUGCUUCAGUUCUCUGCGGAGCUGGCUAUCGACCGCACGCGUCGCCUGCAGAAACAAGACGCCGCAACCACAAGCGCAGAUGCGUCGCAGCUAGUAAAGAAGUGUAAGGCGCAUGUGACGGCCCUACAGCAGCUGUCUGAACACACCGCCGCUAUGGAGGCGGCAGCGGCCUAUGUGGCGGGCUUGCAUGAGGUCCUAGGGGGCAACGUUGGUCGGGCCUCAUCACUGGUAAAGCUGCACGUGCUCUCUAACGUGGCCGCCGUGGCAGCCGCGACCGUAGCACCUCCGGCGCCACAGCCGCCUCCGUCAGAGCUGCUAAGUCCUGUUGCGGCCGCAUCGGUAGGUCCCGUCGCUCCCUGCAAAGCGCCGCGGAGAGGUGGGCGUUUACAACGCAUGCAAACGGAGACGCAAUGUCAGCCGGCAAAGGCCUGUUCGGGGCGCACGCGUAAGGGCAAGGCUUCACCAGAAGCAGCCGACGGCGCUGCAUCUGCGGCUCUUUCAGGUUCUGCUUCGGCAACGGCUGCCGAGGGCGCUGCCGUGAGGUCCUUAGCACAGGCGCUAUCCGCGGCGGUGAAGAGUGGCCAUGCUCCGGCAAGCAUGCUGGACUCCUUGGACAUGUACGCUACGCAGGAGCUGGAGCUUGCAGCGGAGGAGUGCAGGCGGCGGAAUGAUGGCGACGCCUUCCAACAGCAGCACACCGCCUCAGUCUUAGGUGCGCUGGCCGGGUGUGCCGACGCCAAAGCGAGCGACGCCGUCUUCAGCGCCCGGAUGCUGCUCGUCAAGGCUCUCAGCCUCAGCAACUUCCAGGAGGACCUUGAGGACGACCUUCGAACCGCUUGCAGCCAGCUUAACCAGCAGCUGGCGAAGCUUGAGCAGCGUCAAGGCUUCGCGGCGAAGCUUGAUCCCGGGCUUGUAGACUCGACGGCGCUCGCGUGCGCACUGCUGGGCGUGUGGACGGUCCGCGGCCAGCUGGCAAGGCGUGCGCGUCUGGAUAGCACGGAGGCUGUGCAGCACCUUGGUCGGGCCAUCGGUUUAUGGGAACAGCUACUGCAGGCGCAUCGAUCUCUACCGCUGAGACUGCCACAGGCUACCUUGCAAGUCGCCCUGGAGGUUCAGCAGCUCCUGCACCUUCACGGAUGCACCCAUGCCGACGUGGCGGCUCGGUGCGGCCCGGUUGUGUGGCAGCUUAUGCACUGCCUAAGCGAACAGGUGAAGCUGCGCGAGCAGCAGGCGUACAUGCUGCACGCCACGAUGCCUGGGAUCACAUGCCUUGGCCGGGCAAUCACGGUGCAGCCCCAUCCUUCCCUAGCCGAGGCUGCCACUAACACGCAGCACAGUAAGCUGGUGGAGGUGCUUCAGCUUAUGCGUCCUGUCAGGGACGCGUACUCCUCGGAUCCAGUGGACCACCCUACCGUCGCAGCGGCAGCUGACGCCUGUAGCAGAGAGCUUGAGCGCAGCACCUUCCUGCGCCAUGGCCCGGCCCCUCUGUUGCUGCGGAGCCAUAGCCACCAGAUCGCGGCUGCUGCAUACCUCCGUGCCGGCGACACCGUUAACGCCUACGUGCAUUCGCAAGAGGCGCUGCGGAUAACCUGCAGCCUUUUUGCCUCCCUCGAGUGCCCGCUGCCUUUGGAGGAGCCCGGCGCGGUGCAAGCAGCCCGGCCGGAGCAGGAGUUGACGCCGGCCGAAGCGGCUGCAGCAGCCGUACAGUCUGGCGCUGCAACAAGUGCGCAAGACUACACUGUGCAGGAGGAUGACGAGCAGCAGGAAAGCAGUCCUGCUUCUACAAUGGAAGGCACCGGCGGCAGUGGACCGGCGAAGUGCGCUGAUAACAUGCCGCGGCAGAGCGUGAGCUUGGGGUUGGCAUGCGCAGUAGCUGCAGCGCACCUUACUUCCCUCCACCAAGCGGCCAGGGUGUUCGAAGCCGCCGGUUGCGCUGAAGAUGCAAUGUCCCUGUGGAAGGAGUGCAGCCGCGCUUCGAUGAUGUUUGGGGCCGUGGGUGUGCAGGCUCUGUGCGGCUGCUACCUCUCGGAGCUCUGCGCUCGGUGUGGUGACGCAGAUGCAGCUAAGGCGCACCUUGACGCUGCAAGCACUGCUGUUGAGCAGCUGCAGGAAGCCUCGGACCGGACGCCGAAGGGUGAUGCAGGCUUGUUGCGGCUGCAUGUGUGCUCAGCACGCGCGCGCAUUGCCUUGUUGGGCCAACAUGACAUCCACGCUGACGUGGACUGCGUAAGCGGUAUCUCUGCCUGUGAACGUUUCCUUCAGAGCACGGCGGCCGGCAAGCACCAGGUGGCCAGCUGCACUGGGCUGGGCUCUUGCACGUACCGAGCGCAGAGCUGGCACGCCGUAAGCCUAAGAAGCCAACUUCACAGGCUACGGGCGGCAUCGCUCAGGCGGCUUGGGCGACUGACCGACGCUGCCGAAGUUCUGCGCAGCGAAAGCGUGCAGCUGCAGGAAGCGGCUGCAACCUGCUGUGGCCGGAGUGCUGCGGAAGUCUGGCCCGUCGACUACGGGCUGUUGCUUGCCCAGGAAGGGGGCCUGGUUAGCUCCGUCGCCCACGGGAAUGGUGGUCUUGCAGCGGUUGUUGGGCUGGGGCAACGUCGUUCCGCACCUUCAGGCGUGCGGCUCUCUGGAACCUGCGACGGGCAACAGGAUACGGACCAGGCACCCAGGAAAGGUGGCAAGGCAAAAGCUUCUGGCGUGUGCCGCAAAGAUCUCCCCAAGCAGCAGCACGGCCAGGAGGACGCGACUAUGGCGCAUACUGUGCUGUGCGGCGUCCCGGCCCUACUGCUUUCCUUACGGCUCUGCUGGCAAGUCCCGCUUGCGGCCGCAUAUCCCUGCAGGCAGCUCCUGCGCGCUUCCAUGGCGCUCGGAUUGCCGCAUGCAGCAACCCUGUUCCUGCAUUUGGGGCACGGCAUGUCGUACGCCCAGCAACAGGCGUUGCAGCGGCGGCAGCAGCAGCGAACCCUGCCUGCGCCAAAAGCGCCAGCGGAGUAUGACAGCGCUGCUCCUCCGGCGCAAAGCGCACCCAUGGACGUGUGCGCCGAUGAUGCCUCUGUCGAGGAUGAAGGGGGCCUGUCGAACGCGGGGAAAGGUUCGCCGCAAGACGUGCGCGAUGCGGCGCUCCAGAUGCUAUCGGGCCUCAUUUCGGGCGGAUGCAGCGGCGACGCGUUAUCCACGGCCCUCGAGCGGGGGGCCGAAACCUGGCUGCAGCAGGCGUUGCGUCUGAUGCCGGCACGCUCCAUAGUGGCGAUUGUUACCCAAGAUGAUGAAGCUGGUGAGGUGCUUCUGGGCAGAGCUACGUCUGGGAGCGUCCCGCUGCUGGCGUCGCUGGGUGGGUCAGGGCCCAGUGCCAACACCGAGGACGGAAAUGGCCGUUCGCCUAGCGGUAGCGGCGGCAGCGCGAGCACAGCCAGCAGCAUGUUGGGCGGCUGCGUGGCACGGCUACGGACUCUGUUGGAGGAGAGCGGCGACAGCAUGCAUAUGGACCAGGAUGCUGCGCUGUCGCAAAGCCACAAGGCAAAGUGGUGGAAGGCGCGGACGUCACUCGACCAGGGCGUCAAGGUCCUGUUGCAGGAGCUGGACAGCCAGUGCUUGGGCCCGUGGCGUUGCUUGCUGCUGCCAGUUCCGGACCACCAUCGUGGCGUCCUGGAGGCGGCGGCAGCUGCAUUCGUGCAGGAGAGUCUUCUCUCGCUUGCGGACCAGCAGCAGCAGCCGGACGAGAGCGAUGCUUGCCCCCAGCGCAUGCGCUUGCUGCAAGAGCUGUUGGUGGUAGCGAUGUCCAACAUGCAGCAUCUGCAGGGUGAGGACUUGGUGACGCUCCUGCGCACGCUCUGCAGCCAGUGCGGCCUGCCAAGCGACCCAGUCAAGCUGCAAGCGCUAGCGACCCAGCUGAUGGCCACGGAGGCAGCUGUACGAGUGCAGCUUCUUUGUCUGCCGACGUCGGGGCAGCAUGGUGGCCAUACGUCGCCAGUGGGGCCUGCGGAGGGGGAUGGGGACUCAGCCGGAAGUGCCGGCGGCGGCAAACUAGGAGCCAAGCAGACGCCCCGCGAUGACGUUGCGCCAUGCGUGGGAGCACGAACACGUGCGCAAGCAGGCACUUCAGCUGCCUCCAAGCCAGCUGCUAUUGAGGCGGUGCGGCGUACCAGGGGCACAGCUGACACGCAGCCGGUCAGCGGUGGCUUAACAAAGCCAGCAUUGGCCGGCAGGGGCGUGGCCCGCCUUGCGGUGAUGCAGCCUGAGCCAUCUAGCUCCAUGGUUGCAACGAGAGCGGCUGCUCGUGGUGCCGGAACCCGUGUGGCGAGUCGCGCUCGCACUGCUGGCACCAUGCUGCCUGCCGACGAACAACCGGAGCCAAAGGUGGCGCAGUCCUCACAAGCUGGCCGUGCUCGUCCUGGUACCUCUUCGGCAACGGCCGCAGCGGCUACCGCGGAGGCGGCACCGGCAACCAUGGGUGGUCCCAGUGCGCAGCCCAACGCUGGUCCUGUGCUGCUGGUGCUCGGGCCUAACUUGCACGCCCUUCCGUGGGAGAGCAUUCCUUGCUGCCAAGGAGGGGACAUUUACCGCAUCCUGAGCUUGCCCGUCGCCUGCGCAACGGUAUCCGCUGCGUCAAGCUGGUUUGGUGCUGCGCAAAAGGUGGAGGCAUCUGGCGGGCGCGGCUCACCUUGCAGUGCGGUGCCGGAGUCCUGUGGGGUGCCUUCCUUGCCGCCCGCGUACUACUUGCUGAACCCGAGCGGUGAUCUUGUGGACACCCAGCACUUCUUCCAGCCCAUGCUCGAGGCGGAAUCCAACUGGCAGGGCCUAAUAGGCGAGCGUCCCACAGCGCGGGCCUUGUUGACAGCCCUGCAGAGCUACGACUUGUUCAUGUACUUCGGGCACGGCAGUGGGGAGCAGUUCCUUCCGCUUCCCGCAAUGCGCAAGCUGCAGCGCAGUGCUGCCUGUCUCCUCAUGGGCUGCAGCAGCGGCCGCCUCCGCGUGCAUGGGGCCUACGACCCCACGGGCGCUGUCGUCGCCUACCAGUUGGCAGGCUGCCCUGCACUGGUGGCGAACCUGUGGGAUGUCACGGACCGGGACAUCGACCGGUACUGCCAGGCGCUCAUGCAGCGCUGGUUAGGCUGCCAGAGCGCGAGUACGGGAGGAGCGGCUGUUGGGCACAGCAGCAACAACAGCAGCAUGGACAGCCAGAAGGCUGUCGACCUUUCUCCAGCCAUCGUAAGCAAGUGCGAGGUGCUUGGCCUUGCUACGGCCCGCAGCAGAAGCGCGUGCAAGCUGCCGUACCUGAUUGGUGCAGCGCCAGUGUGCUAUGGGCUGCCGUUGCAGCUCGUUGAGGGUCGCCUCAGGAGCUGCUAGCCGCUAGCACACUGUGGUUACUUGGAGGUGGACCGUGCAUACUGCACUCCGGGUUGUCUUAAGUGUUCACGAGUGCGUCGCUCGGCUACUGGUACAUGCGUGGCGUGGUUCUUGCAGGGUUGGACUGUUGACGGUAACUUGCAUGGGAGGCUUGCGGGGAGCAUUCAUUGCCGUGACUUAGACAAUUAAUGUGAACAUGUUGGAUUAACGUGAACUUCCCGCAUCACUGUGCAGCGCUUUGUGCAUGUCUGGUGACCAUUGAGGGCAGGUUAACGUGUUUUGGUGUGUCUCCCAAAUUACGUGAGCGGUGGGUACCAUUGGGUGAUUAUAUGGGUAGCCACAAGCUUCUUGUUUUUUAUCCAGGUUAUUAACGAUGCUGCACGGGGCUCACCCUGGCGUCCAUGCAGCCAAGGAGGGAAGGUCCUGUCGACCAUGAGCGAGGUACGAGGCGAUUCCCGCCACCGUGUACGGUUGUGACGCGGCGCUGACGCUUUCCGCGACGGACUUCACAUUGUAUUCAAGUGGACAACUGUGUCGCGAACAAGUAGCCAAACUGCAAAAUAUUAGUGUUGUCCGCUUCUUGGUAACGGUAUCUACUACCUACGCUAUAACGCGUUAACGCCCCUUUGUAGGAAGGUAAUUCCCAGCUACGUUAUACCUUUUCUGAUACUACUAAGCAGUGACAGCGUUUGGGCAGCCCUUGUGAUAGCGCGAGGGACGCGAGUCAACCGCCUUACGCAGAGUGAAGUCGAAUGGCGUAUCGAGGCCCACUGGGUAACUCUGGGCACGUUAAGCAUUAUAGAAAACACCAAGCAAUUGGUUACCAUUUGGCUUGUCCAAGGAUUUCUGCUGCAAAGCUAUUCACACAGCAGCAUGCCCCUCGCCGAACUCAGCCACGUGCGCAAAGUCGUCCAGAGUUAGCAGGUGUUAGUGCUGCAAACGUAACCACCUCGUCACCUGUAAUUCGCAGCAUUUAUGAUGUAGACAACGGGCAGAUUCUGGGCUUCGGCGCUGACUUGGCAGAAGACCACCCCGGCUUCAACGACCUUACCUACAAGCAACGACGAGCUAUGCUUGCAGAGCGCGCCAAGUUGCACCAAGUCGGCACGCCCAUCCCCGACGUCUCCUACACCCCAGAGGAGGUGGCCACCUGGGAUGUGGUGUGGCAGCAGCUGGGGCAUCUGCUGCCGCAGCACGCCUGCAAGGAAUACCUGCGCUGCCUGCCCCUCUUCGACUUCCAGCCUGGGAAGGUUCCCCAGCUAGAGGAGAUGAAUAGUGUGCUACAGGCAGCAACCGGCUGGAAGAUAAGGCCCGUGGCCGGGCUCAUGCACCCGCGGCAUUUCCUGGCAGGGCUUGCGUUCAAGCACUUCCACUCAACCCAAUACAUGCGCCAUCACAGCAAGCCCAGCUACACCCCCGAGCCGGAUGUGGUGCACGAACUCAUUGGCCAUGUGCCGCUACUAGCCGACCCGGCCUACUCGCGGCUGGUCCAGGCCAUUGGUGUUGCCUCUUUAGGCGCCGACGACAAGACCAUCUGGCACCUCACCAAGGUCUAUUGGUACACGGUGGAGUUCGGUGUGGUGCGCGAAGGGGACAGCAUCAAGGCCUUUGGCGCAGGCAUCCUCUCCAGCUACGGUGAGCUGCAGCACAUGGCCUCGGGCGCCGCCAGCUUGGAGCCGCUGGACCCCUUCCGCCCGCUGCCCCGCAUGUCGUAUAAGGACGGCUACCAGCAGCGCUACUUCCUGCUAGACAGCUUCGAGGCGGGCGCGCAGCUGCUGCAGAGGUAUGCUGCCACGGUGGGGCUGCCGGAGGGGCUGCGGGGGGAUGCGAGCGUGGGUUGAGGUGGGAGAGGUGUGGGGUGUGAGAGGGAAAGGAGGCGUGGUGGGGCAUGCGAGGUUCCCGUUGAACCACUGCACAAACGGCUAGCUUGGUCGGCUAGGUGUACAAAGAUGGCAUUUCCGUCACUGGUGUCAGUAGGAUUGGUUCUUUUCAGUUUUGGCGGCUUUCAUGAAUGGCGAUAGCGCAAGGCUAAGGCUGGAGCUGCAAGCAGGAGUGGCGCAUGAACGGUAUGACGGAGAGAGUUGACGUACAGGAUUGCAAAUGUUAAUGUAUUUCGCUGUCGGAGAUGCUGCUGGGGUUUUGUUGCUCGCAUGGCAUUGCACGCUGACCUGUGACUUGUAUGUGUCAUUAUGAAGAGUUUUCUUGAGGUUUCUCCCUCCCAUGCAAUGGGCGUGUUGCUUUGUGUUGGUGGUCCUCACUUCCCCGUGUUUCGUAACGUGCAGAUCCCUGCCGCGUUGUACGAUAAGCGCUGUAUUUUUAGUUGUAUAAGUAAUUGUCUAAGCCUAGGUAAGAUAACUCUGUACGGAAGGUGCCGACUCUGUUGCAGUGGAAUGUGUACAGCAUCCGGGUCUAUGAUCUCGUGGCCGCCGUUUGGCAGUUGGAGCUGCUGAAAACCGUUGCUUUGACUGCAACGGCCUAACCAACUCCUUUGUAGCACUGUGCUUGUACGCAAAGCUGCGUGUAUCUCGGAAAGGUUAAUAGUUCGCCUUACACCAGCUUGGCAGCCAUAUCUUGGCAGCCAACUGUCGCUGCGGAGGUGUAUUCAUGGUGUGAUGCUUGGCAAACGGUGGGAUUCGGAAGAGUGGGGGCUCGCUUAAGAGAAAGAGCUACCGGUAUGGCACCCCACGUGGGCGGUGUGGGGCUUACGCUGCCCAUUACACCAUUCUUUUGCUGUCCGUUACAUUCAUUACCUAGGGACUCCAUAUCCUAUGACUCAUCGCUAUUGAACCCCUCGAGGUAUGCCUCGUGUAAGAAGCUUACAAUACC
Astrephomene gubernaculifera is the source of this 9807-nucleotide messenger RNA. The record is from the annotation of a GenBank genome assembly. Lineage: Eukaryota; Viridiplantae; Chlorophyta; Chlorophyceae; Chlamydomonadales; Astrephomenaceae.